Molecule: messenger RNA, 430 nt
Organism: Magnolia sinica
Lineage: Eukaryota; Viridiplantae; Streptophyta; Magnoliopsida; Magnoliales; Magnoliaceae
Product: alcohol dehydrogenase class-3-like
Exons: 2
Coding region: 11-415 (134 amino acids)
Biological process (GO): formaldehyde catabolic process
Cellular component (GO): cytosol
Molecular function (GO): S-(hydroxymethyl)glutathione dehydrogenase [NAD(P)+] activity; zinc ion binding
Source: RefSeq, a predicted model, not a curated record
AAAUUCUACUAUGUUGGCCUUGCAGGAUCCUGAGGGUAUCUUUCCUUGUAUUGUCGGCCAUGAAGCUGCUGGGAUUGUCGAGAGUGUUGGUGCUGGAGUAACUGAAGUGCAACCUGGAGACCAUGUCAUACCUUGUUACCAGGCUGAAUGCGGAGAAUGUAAGUUUUGUAAAUCAGGGAAGACAAAUCUCUGUGGCAAAGUGCGGGCAGCUACUGGUGUUUGUGUUAUGAUGAAUGACCACAAGAGCCGUUUCUCAGUAAACGGUACUCCUAUCUAUCAUUUCAUGGGAACAUCGACAUUUAGUCAAUACACAGUUGUACAUGAUGUCAGCGUUACAAAAAUUGAUCCAAGAGCCCCGCUGGCUAAAGAAUGUCUGCUCGGUUGUGGUGUUCCGACAGGUGAGUCAAUCCUUUAGGUAUUCAUUACAAUA